CCGAGGUUUAAUCAUAGAGUGUAACGCUUGCUUUUGAACGCACCUGUGUGCGUGUGUUUUUUGUUGAAAGCCAUCAGAUCACUUUAAAGCUGUGAAGUCUCGCUAAUCUUGUAAAAGGGAAUAUUCAAUAUAUCCGUUAUUCUGUGUGUGUUUCCCAUUGGAUUGAGAUUUCAAUCGAAAUUUAACAUCGCCAGAUCUACUUUGUUGUUAUUCUAUUGCUGGGAGUUAUUAUUUCUCAAUUCAAGCCUUAUUGGCAAUCAACGUAAGUAAUUUUAGCGGUUCUUUGGAGUGAGGAUUUUGCUGGACUUGAGGAGGUUACCCGUGCCAUCGUUUAGCGGGACAAGAUGACCCACCACCAGCACCAUCAGCACCACAAGAAGAGGAACGACGACGGGUCCGGGGAUGACCUGGACGAGCUCCUCUGGAACAACGGGGACACCGUCCAGAGCGUCAGCGCCAUCAACAGGGUCAACUACGACAACACCGACCCCUUCACCAUCCACCGACCCCAGAUUGAGAAGAGGAUCAGCGUGAGGGAGGUCUUCCCGGAGCCCGGGACACCGGACAAAAAGGAGGAGCCCGUCCAGGCCAAGCCGUCUCAGUCCAGGGCCCCCGUCGUGUUGAACGGCGACAAGAUCUACAAGCUGGACAUGAACAAGUUCGACGGGCCGUUACUUCUGGAGAAGAUGACCAUGACGUCAGAUGCGGGGAGCAUCAAGAGGCCAGACUCCAGCCUGACCAGAUUUGUUAAAAGGUUCGGCUGGUGCUUGACCUUCCUGAACACGGAGUUUGAUGACAUCACGUCCAUCUCCUUCUGGCGUGCCUGUCUGGCGGAGUUUGUCGGUUGCCUGCUCCUUUGUUUCUUUGCCAUUGGGAUGGGCCUCCACAUGCCCGGAACACCUGAGCCGCCUCUGCUACAGAACGCAUUGGGAGGAGGAAUGUUCCUGGGUGUCCUGAUCAGCGCACUGGCCAAUGUUAGUGGAGGUCACGUCAAUCCAGCCGUGACCGUUGGGUUCGCCGUCCUCAGGCAGAUCAGUCUUAUGAGGGCGCUAUGUUACAUCAUGUUUCAAAGCUGUGGCGCCAUAACCGGAUCCAUGCUGCUGAGGGAGUUGGUUCACCCCAACAUGACGGGGACACUCGGGGUCAUCGCCCCUCCCGCAGGAGUGGGAAGUUCACAGGCUCUGGUUGUUGAGAUGAUGAUCUCAGGGUUCCUGGUAUUCGUGAUCAUCGCUCACGUGGACAAGGGCAGGACUGACGUCAAGGGUUCCAUCCCCAUUGUAGUUGGCCUCACAAUUUUCGCUAAUGUUUUAGUUGGGGCCCCAAGUUCUGGUGGGUGUAUGAACCCGGCACGUGCUGUUGGUCCGGCUGUGGUCAUGGGAGACUUCAGUCACCAGUGGAUCUACUGGCUUGGACCCUUGAUUGGAGGGGCUAUCGGAGCACUUCUCUACGCCAAAUUUUUUGCUGUUGGGGCAAAUUUUAAAUGUUUGGUGCACUGCUGCAGCCCAAAGAAAGACACAGAGUACCACUCACUGUUGAAGAAAGCUCCAGAGAAGCUCCACAUUCAGUUGGAAAAAACUCCAGAAACCAAUGUCUAAGUGUUUUUUUUAAGGAAAUAUUCCAUUUAGCAUGGAGUAACUAAAGAGUCUAGUAAAAAAAAGAGUUUGAUGGGUUUUUUCCCCCAAAGAAAUUUAAUUUGAAUGCAGCUUGGUGAUUAGUGAGACUAUGAGCAUAAUGUGGUGAUUUAUAAGUUAAUUGACAGAAUUUGGUGAUUGAAGUGACAAUUCACUCUUUGUGAACUUGAAAAGCUGAAUUCUUGGGAGGAGGAUUUCUUUACAAAUGAUCUAAAGUUUCUCAGAUGUGGAGCAACACUGGUUUUAUACCUAGGCCUUGUAUUUUAGGCCAUACGUCAUCAAUCUAAAAGGGAUUUUUUCCCUGCCCUACAAAUAUACACACAUUUCUACUGUAAAUGUUUUAUUAAAAUAUUUGCAGGCUUUUUCCUGCUUUCUAAUGGACACAUUUUAUGUUUAUUUUUAACCUUUGUCGAAUCCUACUCAUAUUUUGAAGCCUUAAUUGUUUUAAAGACAUAUUAUUAUUUUUUUUUAAAUUUUUUAAUUUAUAUUAGAUUUUAAGCUUUUUGUCACUGACAUAAAUAUUUAUAAAAGCUGAAUAAAUUUUGUUUUGACCCAUGUUAUAAAUAUUUAUGUGAAUGCUCUCUGACUACUGUAAACACUUUUUAUGUUUGGACAUCAUUACAUUGUAAGUUAGUUUCUCUGUGGCUUAUGUUGGCUCACAAUAUGUACAUUUGUAUAUGAAUAGAAUAUACAUGUCAGGGUAAAGGUCUCAUGUUAUUUUACUCGAAGUUGAAAUUUUGAGAAAAGCUUUUCCCAUACACUGUCACUGGUGCCUGACAUUGGAGGCUUCCAAUGGUGUUUAUGUUAUAUGACAUAUAGAAUUGAGAAACAAGAAUAAGUGUUAACAAUGCCAUAUGCUACUCUCUGAUGGCAUGUUUGUUUAUUUGUUUUUGAUGUUCUUUCAGAAAUAAAUAUUUUUAUGCCCCAAACUUCAACCUCCUGCUGGGGUUUAAGGCUAUGGGCUGGGUUCAAACUGGGGACAAUCAUAAUGACAAAGUGAGUACCAGAGUAUUCUAGAAUUUCAAUAGCCUUAGAUCCUUUAGUUGAGGGGCGUGGUGGCUCAGUGGUUAAGCUCUUGGCUUCCGAACUUUGAGUCCUGGGUUCGAAUCUCAGUGAAGACUGGGGUAUUGAAUUUCCAGAUUUUUAGGGUGCCCCUGAGUCUACCAAACUCUAAUGGGUACCUGACUUUAGUUUGUGAAAUUAAAGACUAGUAGUCAUUGUUCUGGCC
Molecule: messenger RNA, 2859 nt
Organism: Biomphalaria glabrata
Lineage: Eukaryota; Metazoa; Mollusca; Gastropoda; Planorbidae
Product: aquaporin AQPAn.G-like
Exons: 6
Coding region: 345-1595 (416 amino acids)
Biological process (GO): transmembrane transport
Cellular component (GO): plasma membrane
Molecular function (GO): water channel activity
Source: RefSeq, a predicted model, not a curated record